CGAAGCAUGAAUCUUAUUAUUUAAAGGCAAUAACACAACAAACUUGCCUUAGCAACAGAAAUACUUGCACUACAAGAAACAAAAGCAUGAGUCCAACCGAACUGCCAACAUAUUAUUUAAACAACCGGAAACAAAACAGAACAUCGUAAAUCAAUUCUCCGAAUUCCUCUUACCUUUCACAAAUGAAGACAAAAAAUCGUUCCCUCGCUAUCGUCUUUUUCUGCAUGCUCUGCGUUUCUUCGAAAUGUUCGGAGGAUCGAAAAGUGAAGAACGAAACGGAGACUAUGGAACAAAGAUUCAAUGAUUGGCUUAAAACGUACAGACAGACGUACAAAAGCACCAACGAAUGGAACUUCCGAUUCGGAAUCUAUCAGUCAAAUGUGCAGUAUAUCGACUUCGUCAACUCACAGAAUCUUUCUUACAGUCUAACCGACAAUCAAUUUGCGGACAUGACGAAUCACGAGUUCCAGUCGAUCUACUUGGGCUACAACAAUAGUAAUCAUCUUCAUGGGAAUUCAGUUGAAACACGCAAUGGCACGCUUCGUAAUUAUGCUCUACCGGCUAGCAUUGACUGGAGAAAGAAGGGUGCUGUCACUCCAAUCAAGAAUCAAGGCACUUGUGGCAGUUGCUGGGCGUUUUCUGCAAUAGCAGCAGUAGAAGGCAUAAACAAGAUCAAGACCGGAAAAUUGGUAACUCUAUCCGAACAAGAGUUAAUGGACUGCGACACGAAAGGAGGCAACCAAGGUUGCAGCGGUGGAAUAAUGGAAGACGCGUUCGAUUUCAUAAUAAAGAACGGGGGCGUAGCCACAUCAAAGGAUUAUCCUUACAAAGGGAGAAACGAUAAAUGCGACUCCAAAAAGGGAAAAAAUAAAGCAGCAAAAAUAAGCGGCUACAAAUACGUACCCGUCGGAAACGAAGAAAAUCUAAAGGCUGCAGUGGCUAAACAGCCGGUGUCGGUAGCCAUUGAUGCCGGUGGCUAUAACUUCCAGCUUUACUCGAGUGGUGUAUUUGACGGCUACUGCGGGCAGAGUUUGAAUCACGGGGUUACGGUUGUGGGGUACGGUGUGGAUGGUGGUAAGAAGUAUUGGCUUGUGAAGAAUUCGUGGGGGACUAGUUGGGGUCAAAAGGGUUACGUUAAAAUGAGCCGUGGUUCGUCGGAUAAGAACGGUAUUUGCGGCAUUGCUUUGCAGGCUAGCUACCCUACAAAGUGAUCUUGACGAAACGAAAUGUAAAAAAACAAAAUUGGGUUCUAAUAGGUAAAUAAUCUCACCAUCGUAAUAUCUGAAAAAACAAAAUUAAAUAGCUUUUCUAGAUUUCUACACAAAGAAUCGAAAAGCGUUCCACUAGUAGAUGGUUUAAUAUGUUAUAAUUUACUGUUUUAUCUUACCUAUGAAGAAUGUAAUAACGUUUAACGGGAGUUAGAUUAGACUGUCGAUUUGUCUUCCAACUACAUAACAUUUAAUUUAUGGGGCAGCUCAUUUCUAGACAAGCUCACUGAAAAUCCGGGGGGGUUGAGUUACUUUAAAUUUGAAUUUCAGAAGAGUUACAAUCGUAGAAAGAGUAACUGAACAUUUUACGGCACAAGUGUUGUAAUAACUGUUAUUGGAAAAAAAAAACAUGAUAAUAUAGUACCUGAAAGGUAGGCAUGGGUACGGCUCCGAUAUUCACGUGCUUUAUGAACCAGCCAAGUUCAGACAGGUACUUAUCAAAACGCAUGAGAUGAUCCAACCUUCACCACUCAAGAGUGGAGGGAAUAUAACUGAAGCUGCAAACACGAGUUUUUCUGCAACAAGAAUA
Messenger RNA from Erythranthe guttata (spotted monkey flower), 1797 nucleotides. Its product is annotated as Cysteine proteinases superfamily protein. Gene Ontology annotation, biological process: proteolysis. The record is from RefSeq and is a predicted model, not a curated record. Gene Ontology annotation, molecular function: cysteine-type peptidase activity. Lineage: Eukaryota; Viridiplantae; Streptophyta; Magnoliopsida; Lamiales; Phrymaceae.